Messenger RNA from Funneliformis geosporum, 579 nucleotides. NCBI's taxonomy places the organism in Eukaryota, Fungi, Glomeromycota, Glomeromycetes, Glomerales, Glomeraceae. The record is from the annotation of a GenBank genome assembly.
AUGGCAUCAGAUUUGACAGUGGCUAUAAUUGCAUUAUCUGUUUGUCUUUGGCUUCUUGUGAUUCACGUUCAAACUCCAAUUGAGUUAAUUUUUCAAACGACAAAAUCAAUUAUUAAUGAAAAUAAUCCGAUUACUUUACGUCCUGAUAAUGACGAUGUAUCUGCGAACCUUUAUAGAGAGUCAACUUUUGAUUUUGUCCCAAUAACGUGUAAAGAAACAAAAGCGAUUAUAAGCAAAUCAAUGAAUGUAGUGAUUGCGAUUGGAAUAAUUACUUUUUUUCAAUUUCCAGACGGACUAAUUCAUGUGUCAGGGGAAAUCAAUAAUGUUAUUGAGCAUGUUUCUUCUAAUAGAUUUUAUUUUGAAAUUAUAACUUUAGAAAAUAAAGGAGUUAAUGUUAUAAUUAGAAAUGAUGAAUUGUUUAUUAAUAGAAAAGAUGAUGAAACCAUACACUUUAUGUUUAAUACAAGGUUGAUUUCGAUGAAUAAUAAGUGUAAUAUAAAUCAAAGAAGGAGACUAAAAAAUGUUAUUGGAAAGAAAUUUUCUGUUUAUAUUAUGGAGGAGGAUGACAAAAAUUAUUAA